Molecule: messenger RNA, 1015 nt
Organism: Loa loa (African eye worm)
Lineage: Eukaryota; Metazoa; Nematoda; Chromadorea; Rhabditida; Onchocercidae
Exons: 4
Coding region: 16-495 (159 amino acids)
Biological process (GO): RNA splicing
Cellular component (GO): nucleus; cytoplasm; exon-exon junction complex
Molecular function (GO): mRNA binding
Source: RefSeq, a predicted model, not a curated record
UUACAGCUUUUUGAUAUGGCUGUUGUGACAGGAGAUAGUAUUGAGGUUGACGACGACAUGGAGCUCGAACAUACAGAUCAAAUUGAUGAUUUAAAAAGUCGAGCGACAAAGAAAAAGGGACGUGGUUUUGGCGGUGAAACGCAUGCUGAUGUCACGGAAUAUGAAGGUUUGGAGAGUACGGCUGGUGCAAACAAUCCAAAUGCCCCUCAAAGAUCGGUAGAAGGGUGGAUAGUUUUUGUGACAAAUGUUCAUGAAGAAGCUCAUGAAGAUGACGUAUAUGAACGAUUCAGCGAAUACGGUGAAAUUAAAAAUAUGAAUUUAAACAUUGACCGACGAACGGGCUUCCUAAAGGGAUAUGCAUUGGUGGAAUACGAGACGCAGAAAGAAGCUCUUGCUGCGAUUGAAAGCUUAAAUGGAGCAGAAUUGCUUGGACAAACUAUAAACGUUAGUUGGUGCUUUGUGCGGGGCAGUGCGCAGAAGAAGAGGCGACGAUGAGUUGAUUUCAUAUCCAUUUAGAGUGGACCUUCAGUUUCAUUUUGAUAACUCAAAAGCCUCAUUGAAUUAUUGUUGAUCUUAAUGGAUUCUACAGUUUUUUUGUUCUCUAAUUGUUUCAUGCGCACGGAAUUUGUUGAAUCAGUUUCCUCAUGUUUUUUGCUGGAAUUCAGAUCUGUUGAACGUCUUAAUUUCUUUACCGCAGAUAGUGGGAAGUCGGCGUAAGUGUUUUUUCCAUGCGAAAUUCUUUGUUGCUGUAUAAAACUCAUUCGCAGUAAGUUUGGAUCUGGAACUGUAUCACUCAGAUUUUUAUCUGUGAAAGAUUUUUAAUGUCUUUGGUAAAAUAUGUUUACAUGAGAGUGGUCUAAUGCGUAAUAAUCAAUUAAAUCAGCUGUUGGCGAAUUUGUGAUUUGCAACUGGCGGAAGCCUUUCGAUGCUAGGCGUCAUAUCUCUAGCUUGUACACUCUUGUGCUGGACUACGAGUCCAGGAAUGAUUGCACAAUUCGGAUCGGGAAGUGAGUAA